Molecule: messenger RNA, 270 nt
Organism: Pterocles gutturalis (yellow-throated sandgrouse)
Lineage: Eukaryota; Metazoa; Chordata; Aves; Pterocliformes; Pteroclidae
Gene: B2M
Product: beta-2-microglobulin
Exons: 2
Biological process (GO): positive regulation of T cell activation; peptide antigen assembly with MHC class II protein complex; immunoglobulin production involved in immunoglobulin-mediated immune response
Cellular component (GO): MHC class II protein complex
Molecular function (GO): MHC class II protein complex binding
Source: RefSeq, a predicted model, not a curated record
UCCCGUAAACAUGCCAGCCCCGGCGAGGAGAACACCCUGAACUGCUUCGUGAGCGGUUUCCACCCUCCCAAGAUCGACAUCUCGCUCCUGAAGAACGGGGAGCCCAUGAGCGGCGUGAAGUACGCCGACAUGUCCUUCAACGACAAGUGGUACUUCCAGCGCCUGGUCUACGCGCCCUUCACCCCGCAGAAGGGCGACGUCUACGUGUGCAGGGUGGCUCAUUCCGCCUUCCGAGAGCCGCAGUCUUUCCGCUGGGAUCCAGAUUUCUGA